AAGAAAAGUGGACCAAAGAAGCAAAAACCCAUAACAAAGUCGAAUCCGAAUCCGAAUCUCUCUCUCUCCGGCGAUUUCAUCCAUGGCGGAAGGCGGCGAAGAUCCCCAGCGGUUGAAGAAAAUUGCGGCGGCAGCCUUCGACUACGAAAGCGACGCUCGAUGGGCUGAUUACUGGUCCAAUAUCCUCAUCACUCCUCACAUGGCUUCUCGUCCCGAAGUCGUCGACCAUUUCAAGCGCAAAUUCUACCAACGCUACAUCGAUCCUGAUCUUGUUGUGGAGCCUAUGUCGACUUCAUCUUCGUCUUCACAAUCUGCUAGACCUUCUGCUACAUCUGCAUCUUCAACGGCGUCUUCUAAUGCAAAUGAACAAGUUCGUUCACGUAACUCAGGAUCGGUUUCUCGAACCUCUGGGCCAUCUGCUACGGCCGGUGCAAACCCAAGUUCACUGCGCUGGGAUCAGCAGACGAUUCAGUUUUCAGUCAAUGCUUGGGUUUUUGUUAUAGCUGUUCUGGCAGUGCUACCUCUAAUACCAAAGAACCUCUCAAAUAGGGCUUAUCGUCUAUCUUUCAUGGGAACUGCGUGCUCAUCUCUAUAUUCCUUAUACUCCUUAUACGGGAGGCCAAGGGAAUGGAAUAUGCAAGGGCUGCAAGUUUAUUUACAGUCAAUUGUGGCAGCAAAGGAUUUCAUCUAUUUCAUCUACUGCCUUACACUCGUCACUUCACAUCUCUGUCUCAAGUUUGCUUUGAUUCCCAUCUUGUGUCGGGCGCUUGAACAAGUAGCCAAGUUCUUGAGGCGUAACUUCGCUCGGUCCACUAUAUACAGAAAGUACUUGGAAGACCCUUGUGUGUGGGUGGAGUCAAACACUACUACUCUCAACAUCCUGUCAUCGCAGGCUGAGAUAGCCAUUGGCUUCCUUCUGAUUAUCUCUCUGCUCUCAUGGCAACGCAAUAUCAUACAGACGUUCAUGUACUGGCAGCUAUUGAAGCUGAUGUAUCAAGCACCGGUAACAGCGGGUUACCACCAGAGCACGUGGAGCAGAAUAGGGAGGACGGUGAAUCCGAUAAUCCAACGUUACGCUCCCUUCUUGAAUACUCCGGUCAGUGCCGUUCAGAGAUGGUGGUUCAGGUGAUAGUAAACAAACAAAAAAUGCAGAGGUGACAUUUGAAACCCCUUUGAAAAACCAGAAGAUUUAUUAUAGCUUUUAACAAUCCGUCUUUCAUUUCAUCUUCAGCGUAAAGUAGAUUCUUCCUCUUCUCUUUUAACGUUUUCUUUUUAUUUUUCUUUUUGCUAUCCAUGAAAUAAAAAUCGCUUAUUACUAAAGAUUUUGACUGUGGUCGCUAAUUUAGUGA
This is a messenger RNA of Camelina sativa (false flax), 1349 nucleotides long. RefSeq lists its product as uncharacterized. Lineage: Eukaryota; Viridiplantae; Streptophyta; Magnoliopsida; Brassicales; Brassicaceae. Gene Ontology annotation, cellular component: endoplasmic reticulum; membrane. The record is from RefSeq and is a predicted model, not a curated record. Gene Ontology annotation, biological process: membrane organization; endoplasmic reticulum tubular network organization.